This is a messenger RNA of Talaromyces stipitatus ATCC 10500, 981 nucleotides long. Its product is annotated as C-type cyclin (Fic1), putative. Gene Ontology annotation, molecular function: cyclin-dependent protein serine/threonine kinase regulator activity. NCBI's taxonomy places the organism in Eukaryota, Fungi, Ascomycota, Eurotiomycetes, Eurotiales, Trichocomaceae. Bases 1 to 981 code for a protein of 326 amino acids. The record is from RefSeq and is a predicted model, not a curated record. Gene Ontology annotation, cellular component: mediator complex; nucleus. Gene Ontology annotation, biological process: positive regulation of transcription by RNA polymerase II. The transcript is spliced from 3 exons.
AUGGCAGCGAACUUUUGGGUGUCGACUCAACGUCGACAUUGGAUGUUUACUCGCGAACGUCUGGCAGAGGUCCGAGAGAAUCUGAAAGCGAAUAGCCCGGAUCAUCAAAUCCAGCUUCCUGAUAUGAGAGUCAUCAACAUAUUUUUGAAAACAGAGUUAUGUAGACUUGCGAAACUUACACAUUCGCGGCAACAAGCCAUUUCAACGGCUCAAGUCUACAUGAAGAGGUUUUAUACAAAAGUCGAUUUUCGACAGACGAAUCCGUACCUAGUCAUGGUCACGGCGUUCUAUCUUGCGUGCAAGAUGGAAGAAUGCCCUCAACAUAUCCGAGUUGUGACCAGCGAAGCUCGACAAUUAUGGCCGGAAUUUAUUACCAACGACCCCGGCAAGAUUGGAGAAUGUGAAUUCUAUCUCAUAUCAGAGAUGCAUUCGCAAUUAAUCGUCCACCAUCCAUACCGCACGGUUUUGGAGUUGACCAAAGUUCUAGACUUAACAACAGAGGACGUCAGCCAUGCCACAACUCUAAUCAGUGAUCAGUACCAGACCGAUCUACCACUUCUCUAUCCACCGCAUGUCAUCGCGGUAAUGGCCAUUCUCCUCGCAGUCCUGUUUGGUGGCGGCGGUGGUGGUGGUGGUGGUGGUGGAGGUGGAGGUGGAGGCACUCACCGCAACCCAUACGGCCAUGGAGCCAUAGUGGCCAACAACAAUCCACCAAUAUCUACAUCUCUCCGCGAAGCGGGAUUGGGUGCAACACUCUCCGCCUUGGGUUCGGGCGGUACAAAUACUACAACAGCGACAAGACCUGACCCGAGGAUUCAAAGGAUUAUUGCGUGGCUCGCGGAAAGCGAGGUUGAUAUCAAGGCUGUUAUUGAAUGCACACAAGAGAUGAUUUCAUUGUAUGAGGUUAUGGAUGGAGUGAAUAUUCAGCAGUGCAAGGAGACGAUAUCAAGGAUGAUCAAGACUCGGAAUGCGGAUAAAUGA